Funneliformis geosporum is the source of this 191-nucleotide messenger RNA. NCBI's taxonomy places the organism in Eukaryota, Fungi, Glomeromycota, Glomeromycetes, Glomerales, Glomeraceae. The record is from the annotation of a GenBank genome assembly.
AUGAAGAAUUAGUUGAUGAUGAUUUUCAUUGGUCUGAAAUUUGUACAAAUUGGAUUGAUUUAAUUAAUCAACAAAGUUUUUAUGCAAUUGGAAGAAAUAUACAUCCAGCUGAUGAUGAAACUGCAAAAUUGAAAUUAAAAUAUUUGUUUAAAGAAAAUCUUAAAGCACCAACAUUUUUAGGAAUUGAAUAA